AUGGACGAAAAACACCACAGAACUUCUGACAGCCCAGAGCGGCCAAGUACUGAAGCAGCCAAUCAACACUCAGAUACCACAGACGAUGUCAAGACAUAUCCUCCAAAGAAGGUCGUGCUACCAACUAUGGUCGCUCUUUUCCUCGUCUUUUUCCUGGUCGCACUGGACCGAACUAUCAUUGGUACAGCUAUUCCAACUAUAUCUGCCGAAUUCGACAGCUUUGGCGACAUAGCCUGGUACGAAUCUGCCUUCCUCCUUCCCCUCUGUGUCUUCCAGCUGUCCUUUGGUCUCAUCUUCAAAUACUAUUCCACCAAAUGGGUUCUCUUCAUUCUUACCGCCAUAUUCGAAAUCGGAUCUAUCGUCUGUGCUGCGGCGCCUAACUCGAAUGCUUUGAUCGUCGGACGAGCCAUCACAGGCAUUGGUGGCGCUGGUAUUGGAUCUGGUGUGUUUAUCUAUAUAACACUCUUGUUUCCUCUUGAGGACCGACCAAAGUAUCUUGGAUCUUUGGGCUCUGCCUUUGGAAUCUCUUCGAUCUUGGGUCCUAUUCUAGGAGGCUAUCUUACGUCGGUCAGCUGGCGUUGGUGCUUCUGGAUCAAUGUUCCCAUCGGUGGUCUUUCUUUGAUCUUGCUGUUCAUUCUUGCUCCCAACAGACCAUCACCUGCUAAGCCGGCCGACACAUGGCGUCAGAGGUUCUUGGAUCUUGAUCCGAUUGGCUUCUUGCUCGUUGCUGGCGCGAUCGUUUGUCUCCUGUUCGCCCUCGAGUUUGGUAAAGAGGAGCAACGAUGGUCCAGUGGCCGUGUCGUUGCUCUGUUCGUCGUCUUCGCCGUCCUAUUCCUCGCUUUCGCUGGAUAUCAAGCAUGGAGAAAAGAAAAGGCUACGAUCCCACCAAGAAUCAUCUUCAAGAGGACAGUUCUUGCUUCUUGUCUUCUCAAUUUUGCUAUCAGUUCUGUUCUGGUGUUAUACGCCUUUUACAUCCCUGUUUGGUUCCAGGUUGUCAAGGGAAAGUCGCCCGAGGGCUCUGGCAUUGCUCUACUGCCACUCCUGCUCAGCAAUGUCUUGUUUGUCAUCGUCAGUGGAAUCUUAGUUAGUGCUGUUGGGUACUUCACUCCAUUCUCUAUCGCUGGAAGUGCCAUUCUUGUCAUUGGCGCUGCUCUUAUUUCUACUUGGACUGCGGACGUUAGCCAAGGUAAAUGGAUUGGAUAUCAGAUCAUCACCGGCGCAGGCAUGGGUCUCACCCUCCAACAACCAGCCAUCGCAAUCCAAACCGUCCUCUCAGAAAGCGAUGCCGCAAUCGGUCUUUCCAUUCUCAGUUUCGUCGGCUUCCUUGGUGGAACAGUCUUCAUCACGGUAGCCCAAACCUUACUUCAAGGACAGCUGGAGAGCAAGAUCACGAAAUAUGUUCCAGACAUCGACCCCAGUCAACUUAGCAACAGUGGAGCUGCAAGCAUCAGAAAACUCGUGUCGGGGGAUAAGGUGGAUCUUGUAUUGAAGGCGUACAAUGACUCUAUGAGGCCUAUCUGGUACCUUGGCCUUGCUAUGGGCGCGGCUGCCUUCAUUGUAUCUUUUGGAUUGGAGUGGAAGAAUGUCAAGGCGGCCAAAAAUAAGUCGUCUUCUAAGGCCUAG
This is a messenger RNA of Fusarium coffeatum, 1623 nucleotides long. RefSeq lists its product as uncharacterized. Gene Ontology annotation, biological process: transmembrane transport. Gene Ontology annotation, molecular function: transmembrane transporter activity. Bases 1 to 1623 code for a protein of 540 amino acids. The record is from RefSeq and is a predicted model, not a curated record. The transcript is spliced from 3 exons. NCBI's taxonomy places the organism in Eukaryota, Fungi, Ascomycota, Sordariomycetes, Hypocreales, Nectriaceae.